Molecule: messenger RNA, 1872 nt
Organism: Eremothecium gossypii ATCC 10895
Lineage: Eukaryota; Fungi; Ascomycota; Saccharomycetes; Saccharomycetales; Saccharomycetaceae
Gene: DED1
Product: DEAD-box ATP-dependent RNA helicase DED1
Exons: 1
Coding region: 1-1872 (623 amino acids)
Cellular component (GO): nucleus
Molecular function (GO): RNA binding; ATP binding; RNA helicase activity
Source: RefSeq, marked provisional
AUGUCUGAACUAGUUAACAAGAUGGAAAAUUUGAGUGUUGGCGACAGCGCGCAAAAGAAGAGCGCUUACGUGCCUCCUCACGUUAAGAGACGGAUGAAGGAGGGGGGCAGUGAGCCAUCCUCGCGCAAUACGGAAAACUUUGGCAACGGGGGGCGCUUUGGUGGGUCUGAACACAACGGCUUUGGCGGCGGACGCGGGAGCUGGUUUGGCGGCAACGCCAGAGGUGGUGGUCCGCGGAGCAGUGACCGCGGGGGAUCAUCUAGAUUUGGUAAGUGGGUGGACGGCAAGCAUGUGCCCAUGAAGCGUAACGAGAAGCUAGAGGUGCAACUUUUCGGCACCCCAGAGGACCCAAACUUCCAGUCUUCGGGUAUUAACUUUGACAAUUACGACGAUAUUCCAGUGGACGCUUCCGGUGAGGACGUGCCUGAUCCGAUCACGGAGUUUACUUCUCCUCCUUUGGACGAGCUAUUGUUGGAAAACAUUAAACUAGCGCGCUUCACGAAGCCCACUCCAGUGCAGAAGUAUUCUGUGCCUAUUGUGGCAAAGGGCAGAGAUUUGAUGGCGUGUGCGCAGACAGGUUCCGGUAAGACUGGUGGGUUUUUGUUCCCUGUGCUAUCACAGUCGUUUAGCAACGGUCCUGCCUCAACUCCAGAUGAGUCCGGCUACUACAUGAGAAAGGCUUACCCUACUGCUGUGGUUCUAGCUCCUACCAGAGAGUUGGCUACUCAGAUUUUCGAUGAGGCGAAGAAGUUCACUUACCGGUCCUGGGUCAAACCAUGCGUUGUAUACGGUGGUGCUGACAUUCGUCAGCAGAUUAGAGAGUUGGAGCGUGGCUGCGACUUGAUCGUUGCUACUCCAGGUCGUUUGAACGAUUUGCUAGAACGUGGUAAGAUUUCGCUAUGCAGCGUGAAGUACCUCGUUCUUGAUGAAGCGGACAGAAUGUUGGAUAUGGGUUUUGAGCCUCAAAUUAGACACAUCGUGGAGGGCUGUGAUAUGCCUACUGUCGAGAACAGACAAACGCUUAUGUUUUCCGCCACAUUCCCUACUGACAUCCAGCAUUUGGCAGCAGACUUUUUGAAGGACUACAUUUUCUUGUCGGUCGGUAGAGUUGGUUCGACCUCCGAGAAUAUUACCCAGAAGGUUUUGCACGUGGAAGACAUUGACAAGCGUUCUGUUCUAUUGGACUUGCUAGCUGCUUCUGAUGGCGGUUUGACGUUAGUAUUCGUGGAGACCAAGAGAAUGGCCGAUGCUCUAACUGACUUUUUAAUCAUGCAGAACCUUUCUGCCACUGCUAUCCAUGGUGAUCGUACCCAGGCUGAGCGUGAACGUGCUCUAGCCUUCUUCAGAACCGGUCGUGCUAACGUCUUGGUUGCUACAGCGGUUGCCGCCAGAGGUUUGGAUAUUCCAAACGUUACACAUGUUAUUAACUACGACUUGCCUUCGGACAUUGACGAUUACGUCCACAGAAUUGGUAGAACUGGUCGUGCUGGUAACACUGGUUUGGCUACUGCCUUCUUUAACCGUGGCAACAAGAACGUUGUCAAGGAGUUGGUCGACAUUUUGGAAGAGGCCAACCAAGAGGUUCCAUCAUUUUUGAGCCAGAUUGCUAAGGAAAUGUCCUACGGUGGUGGUGGUGGUAAGAGUAGUAGAGGUGGCCGUGGAGGAUACUCGCGUGGGAAUAGUACUAGGGACUUCCGUCGUCACGGCGGUGGUGGCGGCUCCGAAUGGUCCAGCGCCAACAGAGCAAGCUCCGGCUGGGGUAACGCCAACAGAACCGGCUCCGGCUGGGGUGGCAGCUCUGGAUUUGGGGGUAGCACUGAAUCCUGGUCUAACGCUUCAAAGACUGUGGGUAGCAACAACUCCUGGUGGUGA